Molecule: messenger RNA, 1868 nt
Organism: Colletotrichum navitas
Lineage: Eukaryota; Fungi; Ascomycota; Sordariomycetes; Glomerellales; Glomerellaceae
Product: calcineurin-like phosphoesterase
Exons: 4
Coding region: 305-1549 (414 amino acids)
Biological process (GO): double-strand break repair via homologous recombination
Cellular component (GO): nucleus; cytoplasm
Molecular function (GO): protein serine/threonine phosphatase activity
Source: RefSeq, a predicted model, not a curated record
UGUAGAUCCCGGCGCGACGGAAAGUUGGGGGUUCGCAGGCGACUGGCGGCGACUGCUGAAUGGCAAUUUACACGUCUUUUUACCUUUGCCUUACUGACGCCAUCCAAUCCCGAAAGCCCUGAUCGGGCAACGAGCCAUAUCUCUAAGAGAAAGAAGAAGCAGCGCAUUGCGAUAUCCCUGAGGCUUCUUAUAUACACGACAUGCUAUAAAGUAAGAGGGUUACUAUCUCCUUCAAUUCGAAAUCGCGACUCGUCGGCCUCGGGAGCCUCGACGCAAACCAGAGAGCCCCUCCUCCGUUAUCGCCAUGAGCGACCUCGACAAGGCCAUCGCGCAACUGCGCGCCUGCCGGCCGAUACCUGAAGCGCAAGUCCGAGAGCUGUGCCACAAGGCGCGCGAGCUGCUUAUCGAAGAGGGCAACGUCGUCACCGUCACGGCUCCCGUAACGAUUUGCGGUGAUAUCCACGGCCAGUUUCAUGAUCUCAUGGAACUCUUCCGCGUCGGCGGCGAUGUCCCCGACACCAACUACCUCUUCAUGGGCGACUUUGUAGACCGCGGAUUCUACUCGCUCGAGUCCUUCCUCCUCCUUCUCUGCCUCAAAGUCCGCUACCCUGACCGCAUGACUCUCAUCCGCGGCAAUCACGAGUCGCGGCAAAUCACUACGGUAUAUGGUUUCUACGACGAAUGUCUGCGAAAAUACGGUUCGGCCAACGUCUGGCGCUAUUGCUGCGAUGUUUUCGACUACCUUGCUCUCGGCGCCAUCGUUCUCGGAGCAUCACACACUUUCAACCCCUCACCGGGACAAGAGCCCAUUGACGAAGAUGUAGAGAUCGAGGUCUGUGACCAGGCCGGCCUAACAAUGAGCCGCUUUCCCAGACAGAGACGACCGCAACGGCAACCAACCCCUAGCAGUCCAAACGGCGCGCCUUCGGGCGACAAGACAGGCCCACCAGGCAGCGGCGCAUCGGGGAGCUCAUCAGGCUCCGUCGGCAACCCAGCGGGGGCCAUCCUCUGUGUUCACGGCGGUCUUUCGCCUCUGAUAGACAGCGUCGACAAAAUUCGGCUCUUGGACAGGAAGCAAGAGGUACCACACGAAGGAGCCAUGUGCGACCUUCUAUGGUCCGACCCAGACGACAUCGAUGGGUGGGGCCUGUCUCCGCGUGGUGCUGGUUUCUUAUUCGGCGCCGAUAUUGUUCGCGACUUCAACCACAAGAACGACCUUUCCCUUAUCGCUCGCGCCCACCAACUUGUUAUGGAGGGUUUCAAGGAGAUGUUUGACGCCAGUAUCGUCACGGUUUGGUCGGCGCCCAACUACUGCUACCGUUGUGGCAACGUUGCGGCGAUCCUCGAAUUGGCAGAGGACGAUUCUGGAACUGGCGUGUUCGCGCGCAGCAAUGGCGAUGUGGGACGCAGCGACGGCGGCGGCAUCAGAGGUACCGAUGACUACGUCCUUCUGCCUGGGCCGGCUCGGAGGUACCGCGUGUUCCAGGCGGCGCCACAGGAUUCCAGGGGAAUGCCGGCGAAGAAGCCGGUGGCCGACUACUUCCUGUAGUUCGCAAGGGACUAUCCCUCAAUACGAUGACGAGGCUCAGUGUUGAUGAACUGAGACAAGUUGUUGGAAAAAAAUAGCGAAAAGAAGAUGAGGAACGGUCAGCGGUACUGAGGCGGCAUUGUGUGUGUGUCGUCGUGUCUUUUAACUUACUUCGUCUUGGGCCGUGAGCGCAUAGGUUUGAUGGAUAAGCACCGGAGUUUCAAGGAUAAUCGCACUAUGGACGAGCCAUUUUCUCACGAACUAUCAACCAUUUCCUAAACUUUGUGUGCCUUGCAACCACCAGGCUCUAAAGUUGGACGCCAUCCCCCGCCGCCCCCCC